Messenger RNA from Labrus bergylta (ballan wrasse), 5927 nucleotides. Its product is annotated as VPS10 domain-containing receptor SorCS1. The record is from RefSeq and is a predicted model, not a curated record. Gene Ontology annotation, cellular component: Golgi apparatus; membrane. Lineage: Eukaryota; Metazoa; Chordata; Actinopteri; Labriformes; Labridae. Gene Ontology annotation, biological process: post-Golgi vesicle-mediated transport. Gene Ontology annotation, molecular function: protein binding.
AGUACUUGGGAACACUUGUCCGCGCGCGCUGCUGCACCUCCCCACAGUGCAUUCACGGACUCCACUUUGCCAGGUGACGGCAGACACGCGCUCCAGAGUUUUAAAAAAAUGAUAUGUUUCUACCACGCCUGAAGUCGGGAAUUAACGGAGAAUGGAGACGCGCCUCGGUCACUGCAUUUUGGCCGUUUUCUCUGAAUGGAUUUGGCUUUUCACCCUAACUUCCAUCCUGGGCGGAACAAAAGCGGAGGUGAGAUGCAUUCCCUCUUGCCAGAUGCCGCAAAACAAUGCGUUUCCCCGGGAACUCUCGACGCUGGAUUUUGCCGAUUUUGGCGAGGAACCAGUUGAGGAAUUUGUUGGAUUUAUCGAGGGGUCACCAGGAGCCAGACCCAACGCAGAGGGAGACGAAAAGCUCAGUGUUGCGGAAUUUACCGCGAGGGAAGAAAGUUCACCCGAAGUGCAGCCACGGCUGGGGGGAAAUAACACGAGUUGCCUCGAGAAGGACGCGUUAAACGGUCAGCAAAAACUUUCCCAGCAGGAAGUGAUUCCCGGCACUGCUUCACGCGCGGAUGUCCCAACACUCAGUGAAGGGGACUACUCUCAAAAAGACAGCUUUAACGAUGAAAACGCGGCGCAGGUUGACAUGACGGGGGAAGAGGACGCGGACGUGCCCAGUUGGAGGCGAAUACGCGGUGCCAGGAGCGCAGAGACGUGGUCCGAAGCCAGACCCGAAGAGGGCGGGGAGGAUGCUUCGUUUGCGGACCAGGAGGAGGUUCAGCUCACAAGUUCUACCUUUGCACUGACCGGGGACACGGCGCAUAACCAGGCGAUGGUGCACUGGUCCGGACAGAACAGCAGUGUGAUCCUCAUGUUGACAAAAUUCUACGACUUCAACUCCGGCAGAGUAACAGAGAGUUCUCUAUGGAGGUCAACUGAUUAUGGGACCACAUAUGAGAAGCUAAAUGAGAGAGUCGGGCUGAAAACCAUCCUGAGCUACUUGUACGUGAGUCCCAACAACAAGAGGAAGAUCAUGCUGCUUACGGACCCGGAGGUGGAGAGCAGCCUGCUCAUUAGCCUUGACGAGGGGGCGUCCUAUCAGAAACACAGCUUAGCCUUUGAUAUCCUCAGCCUGCUUUUUCACCCUGAGCAGGAGGACUGGAUUCUGGCUUACAGCCACGACCAAAAGCUCUAUGUCUCUGUAGAAUUUGGGAGAAGAUGGCAACUUGUGCAUGACAGCGUUGUCCCCAACAGAUUCUACUGGUCCAGACUGGGUUUAGACAAGGAGCAGGGUAUGAUCCACCUGGAGAUCAGCGUCUCUGAUGGACGGUCACAGUACAUAACUUGUAAACUUCAGAAUUGUUCUGAUGGAAACAAGGGCAAGCCUUUCCCUGGAUUUAUCAUCCCCGACUCCCUGGUGGUUCAGGAUGAAUACGUUUUCAUCCAGGUGCCAAUAGGUGGCCGCUCUGUCCAUUAUGUGUCCUAUAAAAGAAACGCUUUCUACCCCAUGAAGCUUCCCAAGUACACCCUGCCAAAGGACUUGCAGAUAAUCAGCACAGACGAUAACCAGGUGGUGGCAGCGAUUCAGGACUGGCACCAGAACGACUCGUACAACCUGUACAUGUCUGAGUCCAGAGGGCUGUUCUUCACGCUGAUGCUGGAGGACGUUGUGAGCAGCGGGGGACCCGAGGGCAACAUCAUGAUCGACCUCUAUGAGGUUGCCGGGAUUAAAGGGGUGUUCCUGUCAAAUAAAGUUGUUGAGAACCAAGUGAAAACUUAUAUCACAUACAACAAGGGGAGAGACUGGCGCCUUCUUCAGGCUCCUACAACCGAUCUCCAGGGAAACCAGGUCUAUUGUGAACAACCUUACUGUUCUUUACAUCUGCACCUGCAUGUCUCAGAGAAUCCUUACACCUCUGGAAACAUUGUCAGCAAAGACACAGCUCCAGGAGUUAUAAUCGCAUCAGGUGUGAUUGGACCUGAGCUGACCAGUACUAACGUCAGUAUUUUCAUCACAUCUGAUGCUGGAAACACAUGGAAAGAGGUUUUUCAGGAGGAGUACAGCGUGUUUUUCCUGAAUCAAGGAGGAUCUCUGGUGGCCAUAAGACACACACCUCUGCCAAUUAGACAUAUUUGGCUGAGUUUUGAUGAGGGCAGGAACUGGGUAAAAUAUAGCUUCACCUCCUCUCCGCUCUAUGUCGACGGGGUGCUCGGGGAACCUGGAGAAGACACCCUCAUUAUGACAAUUUUUGGUCAUUUCAGCCAUCGAUCUGAAUGGCAACUUGUCAAGAUUGACUUCCGCUCAAUUUUCCAACAUCGAUGCACAUCUGAAGACUAUCUGACGUGGCAGUUACACAAUGGGGACGAAGUAUGCAUCAUGGGAAUGAAGAGAAUCUUCCAGAAGCUGAAAGCAAACGUUCAGUGUGUCAAGGCCAGAGAUCAGUAUAUUUCCCAGAUGUCAGACUCCUGCCCGUGCACAGAGGCAGAUUUUGAGUGUGACUACGGGUUUGAGAGGCAGAUCGACGGAAGCUGCACUCAGGCUUUCUGGUUCGUUCCUUCAGCAACAUCUAGAGACUGCAUCGCCGGAGACAGCUUCCUCAACACCACGGGAUAUCGCAGAGCUUUAUCUAACAACUGCACUGAGGGAACGCUGUUGAAGUACAGCCCCAGGCGACAGAAGUGUCCCACCCAGGCACCCAAGGGCCUCCAGCUCUUCACCAGUGAGGGAACACUGGUGGCGACACUGGGGAGGAAUGUCACCUUCUUGGUCUUUCUUGAAGAGGGUCUGAGCUCCACCACAAGUAUUACGGUGGAUUUCGGCGAUGGGACCUCCAUGUCCUACGUCAACAUAAGCUCCAUUGAAGAUGGGGUCAAGCAUAUCUACAGUAAAGUUGGCAUCUACCAAGUUUCUGCGACAGCGACCAACACUCUGGGCUAUGACAGGGUGAUACUCUACCUCCACGUCUCCUGCCAACUUGAACAGGUCCAGCUCUUGGCUCCGUCGGUAGUUGUGAAGAACAAAGCAGCAAACGUCACGACAGUGUUACAUCCCAGCAAUGUGGGGACAGUCACAUAUUACUGGUGGUUUGGUAACAAGACGGAACCCAGGGUGACCCUGGAUGGUGUGAUGUCCUUCACUUUCUCCACUGAGGGUAGUCACACUGUUGUUGUCCAGGCUGCUGUGGGAAAUACUGUCCAUCAGGACCAGAUGACUGUCGCUGUCUAUGAUUAUUUUCGGUCGCACGUUUUGGCCUUUUCUUCUUAUCUGGACGAGAUGAACCCCGGGGUGUCAGAGUGGAGAGAGGACAUCGGCAGAGUGGUGAAGAGCUGUGCUGUUCAGGUCACAGGAAUCAGUGAGGAUCAGCUCCUGGUCACCGUGCUUCCAGGUUUACCAACAACAGCAGAGAUUUUCAUCGUUCCUGAAAAGAGGUCGAGACGCGGAGCUAUAGAUGAAAAGUGGGCGCACCUGGAUCAGCUCUCUCAGGUUCUGCUAAGUGCUUUGAACCAAGACCUCAUCCGGUUCACACUCAAGCCAGGGGUGCUGGUGAACGUGUAUGCCACGCAGCUGUCUCCAGCUCCUCUUGUGGACAGCAGCAGCGAUAGUGGCCACAGUGGCACUGCAGUCAUCAUGCUGGUGUCGGUCGUACUGAUGGGCUUGGUCAUCUUUGUUAUAUAUAAAUUCAAAAGGAAGAUUCCUGGCAUCAACACAUACACAGCGGAGCAGCCGGACAAAGAACAAGAGGUCAUCCCGACUGUGACCUCCAUCGCCGUCCCAAAUCCUGAGGGGGACAAGCUGACCUCUCUGGAUCAUGUGGAUGUACAGCUGGACUCCAAAGGCAGAGGCUACCUGCCAUCUCACACAGACAUCAAGCUCUCUGAUGAAGCGCCCCAUGUGUUUUAAUGUUGGGAGUCUAUGACCGACUCGAAAGCAAUACAUCUUCUUUGGCAGUUACUUCCAGCAAGCUAUGAAACCACGGUCACAAUGAACGGUCUCGAGUGUUUUGCUACCCAUGCAUGGAUGGACCAGUUCACACUGUGCUGCCUAAUCCCUCCGAGGAGACUGUACAGAUUUAUACUCGCUUCUUGAAAAGGGACACUUUUUGACUGAAAAUACUUGUAUUUUUGCAAGGACAUUGAUCUUUUUAUGUAAAUAAUGUACAUCCAUAAUGGAAGACGUUAAAAGUUAUUUGUCUCGGCUGGUUACAGCUGCAUCUGCUCCAAUAUGAAAAUAUCAAGCAGCAGGGACAGAAGUAAUGUACGAUAUUAUCUCCAAAUGUGCUCCUGUUUCUGUUUCUUUGGGCCUGUGUUUGUGAAGUUUACUUUGUUUAACUCUGUGGAAGCAGCUUAUCUGAGCAAGACAGUGAGGGGAAGCAGAUUCAUUAAGCUCUGCACAAUCAGUAAAUCUUAUCACCACAUUCUCAUCAAAUGAAAGCUUGCAAUAUCCACGAGAUGAGGGAGGGCUCCUGGUCCCAGAUCGGUGUGCUCCAUCACGCCUGCCGCUCAGAAACCUACAUAUGUCACAACAAUAAUAAGAACGGAAAAUGAGUGUAUGUCCUAGAAAGGUACAAACAGACUUCCCUCUUUUUUGGGAGACUUAUGAGUCUGUUUUGUGACUUUGGAAUGAACUUCAUAUAGUAGAUGUUAAAAAAAAACAUUAAACACAUGAUACACACAUUUUUGCUAUGUGCUAAAUCCUUUGUAUGGAUUUUUAUUGCAGCAGUGAUCUCAUAUUUGACUUUUUACACCACCGUCAAUCUGACUGUUAAACGAUGCAAUGACUUCUAAACGUGUGCAUCAUAUUUGAUUGUUGCUGGGAGCAUUUUUUGAACACUCUGGUUUAAAAAAAAAGAAAAGAGAGCUAUAUUGACAUUUUCUAAAUAAUUCCAGAGUUGCAAACUUUAGCUGUGAUGCAGUAAAAAGUGCCAAAUCUGAAUUUUGAAUCCAAUACUUUUAAGGACAAGAUUAAUUUUGUCUUUAUUUACCAUGAUUCAUUUAAAAGAGUUGUGCUCCUAUAGGCAUUAAAUAUGUUUAUGUUUUUGUUGUUUUUCAUCGGACUGAUCAUUACAAAGGUUGUGCACUACAACACUAGUCUCGAUGGAUUCCUCUUUUUUUAAGGUUCAACGUGCAGCCUUGAAUUCAUUUGUUUAUUCAUUCUGGACUUGUUCAUCUGCCGUGACGACACCAGCAUCUCCACACGGCAUUCCCUGAGUUUUCAGGGAUGCAGAGGAUCCUGCAGUCUGUUCUAGGUUUGCCCCCAAGGACUCGGCGGACAAAAAGGCUGCGGAUUUGUUCAUCUCCUCAGCUGCGAGGGACACGGAGAUAGAGAAGACGUAUCUGCUGUCAACAAGGCUCAGCCUACGCACGGAGCUUUGGUCAGCCGCUGUCUCUUUGGGAUAAGUACUGAAGUUCUUCUUCAUCAAACUUUUCUUUUUAAGUGUUGUCAGCAUCAUAUGUCAGAAAGACAAAUUGACUAGAGGCCUCUCCAUACUUCUUCCCUUCCAGUCCUGCGAUCGAGCCUGAAGCAUAAAUAAACUCGCUCUCGUCAUCAGGUGAACACUGUCUCUCUCUCUCUCUCUCUCUCUCUCUCUCUCUCUCUCUCUCUCUGCACCGAGCAUCAGAGAAGCUUUCUUUUGUGCUUGUUAUAUAUUUAACAAAGUUUCUGUUAAGUCCCAGUAAUCAACCUGUGAAUAUGAUUGUGAACAUAUUUGCAUGAUGUAUUUUUUUCCUCUUUUACGAUACUUGAAAUAUGUCUUCAGUAGGGAAAAAAAAAAAAGACUUGUUAGAAAUGUGAGCUGCAGUAUGUUUUCGGGGCGGGGGUUUCUCAGAAGCUAGAAAACUCAUCCAUUACAAGUGACGUGAUUAUUCAGUGGGUUUGUUUCUGUGUCUUUCAUUUGAUCUUGCAGAAGUAACCAUGGUUGCAGAAUAAAGCAGAA